This is a messenger RNA of Dunckerocampus dactyliophorus (ringed pipefish), 1284 nucleotides long. RefSeq names its product mitochondrial folate transporter/carrier-like. Gene Ontology annotation, cellular component: mitochondrion. The record is from RefSeq and is a predicted model, not a curated record. Gene Ontology annotation, molecular function: folic acid transmembrane transporter activity; FAD transmembrane transporter activity. NCBI's taxonomy places the organism in Eukaryota, Metazoa, Chordata, Actinopteri, Syngnathiformes, Syngnathidae. Bases 132 to 1121 code for a protein of 329 amino acids. Gene Ontology annotation, biological process: nucleotide transport; folate import into mitochondrion. The transcript is spliced from 8 exons.
CGUUUGUUAACCGUCAGUAGACACAAGAAGAAGAAGCAAGGUUGACUUUGGUAACAGCUUGACACGAUGGUUAGUUAAGGUAAUACUACCGCAUGUCAAAAUCGUGGGUCACAAGCUAACAUGCGUUCACAAUGAGGCUACAGUCAGCAAACAUGAGCACCGGGCAUGAUCGCGGUACGGUCAGCGUUAGUGAUGGCAAGCCGGACUCUGCUGUGUCAUCCUCCGGGCACAUCCUGCAGGUUUUCAGGCAGAUGAAGGUAGAACACCUGGUUGCUGGUCUCAGCGGAGGAGUUUUGUCAACGAUGGUGGUUCACCCUCUUGACCUGGUCAAAAUCAGGUUUGCAGUGAGUGAUGGUUUGGAAUUAAGGCCCAAGUAUAGUGGCAUACUGCACUGUAUGAAGUGUGUGUGGCAGCAGGAAGGACUGAGGGGGCUCUAUCAAGGAGUAACCCCCAACGUGUGGGGUGCUGGAGCAUCUUGGGGCCUCUACUUUUUCUUCUACGAAGCAAUCAAAGCGUACGUACAAGACGGACAUCACGCAGAACUGAGUGCCACACAACACCUGGUGUCUGCAGCCGAAGCAGGCAUCCUUACACUCACCAUAACCAACCCCAUCUGGGUCACCAAGACCAGGCUUGUGCUGCAGUACAGUUCUGACCCAACUAGUAAACAGUACAAGGGGAUGCUGGAUGCACUGGUCAAGAUCUACCGCAUGGAGGGGGUAUCAGGUCUCUACAAGGGUUACGUUCCUGGUCUCUUUGGAACAUCCCACGGUGCGCUGCAGUUCAUGGCCUAUGAGCAGCUCAAGAGACGCUACAAAAAAUACAAGAAGGUUUCUUCAGAUGCAAAGCUGAACGCAUUGGAAAACAUCAUGACGGCGGCGCUAUCCAAAAUAUUUGCCGUGGCCACAACGUACCCAUAUCAGGUGGUGCGAGCUCGACUGCAAGACCAGCACAACACAUACGAUGGCGUUGUCGAUGUCAUCCGGCGGACAUGGAGGAAUGAAGGUGCCACUGGGUUCUACAAAGGCAUCAUCCCCAACCUGAUCCGUGUCACUCCAGCAUGCUGCAUUACAUUUUUAGUGUAUGAAAAUGUCUCUCGUUUGCUUCUGGGCCCAAGAUAAUGUCUAACAGUAAAGCAGCAUUUCCACUUGAAAAUAUAUGAAAUGAGCCAAUGAAUGUGGCGAUUCCUGUUUUCCGUGAGGAUGUAACGCUGCUGUGAAAUCAGUGUUUUUACAGUCAUGUGUACAUGUUUCCAAAGAUUCUAUAAAAUUUUUGUAUGGUUAA